GUUACAUCUCUGAUCAGCAAGGCGUGUCAACCCUGCCUGUCGUCCAUCUCCAUUGAUUGGUUGCAGUUUGACGAAGACACGCCCCCCGUCGUACAGGCACCCAAUCAGAUUCGCUGUCUGUUCAAUGGCAGCAGACUGGUUGUCUACGGCUUUGUGCCAAACUGCACGAUGGCGAUGCUUCGCGCGCGCGUCGGAGGCAGGGAGGUGUCGACGGUGGUGUCUACGUCAGCGUUGGCGACGACAAGAGGACUCGUGCUGCAUCAGCUGACGGCCCGCGCCGUCAUCGACGACUGGGAGUGCGGCAGUCUCCAUGUCGACGGAGUGGAGCAUGAG
Molecule: messenger RNA, 333 nt
Organism: Priapulus caudatus
Lineage: Eukaryota; Metazoa; Priapulida; Priapulimorpha; Priapulimorphida; Priapulidae
Product: poly [ADP-ribose] polymerase 4-like
Exons: 2
Molecular function (GO): NAD+ poly-ADP-ribosyltransferase activity
Source: RefSeq, a predicted model, not a curated record